Aspergillus uvarum CBS 121591 is the source of this 1478-nucleotide messenger RNA. Its product is annotated as MmgE/PrpD family protein. The coding region runs from base 1 to 1473 and encodes 490 amino acids. Gene Ontology annotation, cellular component: mitochondrion. Lineage: Eukaryota; Fungi; Ascomycota; Eurotiomycetes; Eurotiales; Aspergillaceae. The record is from RefSeq and is a predicted model, not a curated record. The transcript is spliced from 3 exons. Gene Ontology annotation, molecular function: 2 iron, 2 sulfur cluster binding; 2-methylcitrate dehydratase activity.
AUGUCUACCACUCAUCAGUACGACCCGGAAAUCAGGGACAUCGCGAGCUAUGUCGCCAACCACGAAAUUAGUUCGAACUUGGCUUUUGAUACCGCGCGCCUUGUCCUCCUCGACACCCUGGGCUGCGGCCUCGAAGCAUUAAAGUUCAAAGAGUGCACGAAGCUACUCGGUCCCACUGUCCCCGGCACCAUCGUACCGUUCGGAUGCAGGAUUCCCGGAACGCAGCUAGAACUGGACCCGGUCAACGCGGCAUUCAACAUCGGCGCCAUGAUCCGCUGGCUGGAUUUUAACGACUGCUGGCUAGCAGCCGAAUGGGGCCACCCGUCUGAUAACCUCGGCGCUAUCCUUGCAGUUGCCGACUGGGUGACCCGGACCAACCGUGCGGGCGGAAACAUUGCCGGGGGGGCUAUAUAUACUGUAAGAGAUAUCCUGGAGAGCAUGAUCAAAACCCAUGAGAUCCAAGGCUGCUUGGCCUUGCUCAAUUCCUACAAUGGUGUGGGAUUGGAUCAUGUUGUCCUCGUGAAAGUCGCGAGUGCCGCGGUGGUAUCGAAAUUACUUGGGCUGGGCGAGCAACAGAUUGCAGAUGCGGUGAGCCAGGCCUGGGUGGAUGGUCAAAGUCUGCGAACCUAUCGCCAUGCUCCGAACACCAUGUCACGCAAGUCGUGGGCUGCCGGAGACGCAUGCCAGCGGGCCGUGAGCCUGGCUCUGAAGACUCUCAAAGGCGAGCCGGGAAUCCCUACUGUGCUCUCUACCCCUACAUGGGGCUUCUAUGAAGUUAUGUUCAAGGGGUCUAAGUUCGAAUUUCAACGCCCGUAUGGGAGCUAUGUCAUGGAAAACGUGCUGUUCAAGGUUUCAUACCCGGCGGAGUUCCACUCGCAGACAGCAGUCGAAGCCUGCGAAACGAUCCACGAAAAACUAGCGACAAUGAACAAAUCCGCCGCGGACAUCAAAGCCAUCACCUGCCGCACACACGAAGCCUGCAUCCGCAUCAUCGACAAACAAUUCAAACCCAUGAACAAUUUUGCCGACCGUGAUCACUGCAUUCAGUACAUGUGCGCGGUGAUGCUCGUCUUCGGUCGCCUUGAGGCAACAGAUUACCUCGACGGAAGCGUCGCGGCGUCUUCGGAACUCGUAAACUCGCUACGGCAAAAGAUUACUUGUGUCGAGGACCCGCAGUACACCAGGGACUACCAUGACCCGGCCCAACGCACGAUAUCAAACGCUCUGACGGUGGAACUGAAUGAUGGUACCGUGCUUGAGGAGGUUGCGGUGGAAACUCCGCUGGGCCAUCGCCUUCGUCGGGAGGAGGCAAAGCCGGCUAUCCUUGCUAAGUUCAAGCGACACCUUGCUGACCACUUUUCGGAGGAGCGGGUUAGUGAGCUGCUGCAGUUGGGGCUGGAGCGAGAGGAAAUGGAAUCCAUGGCGGUGGACCACUAUCUGGAUUUGUAUACUGUUGACAGCAAGUUCUUGUAGUCGCC